Molecule: messenger RNA, 6087 nt
Organism: Lates calcarifer (barramundi perch)
Lineage: Eukaryota; Metazoa; Chordata; Actinopteri; Centropomidae
Gene: jak2a
Product: Janus kinase 2a
Exons: 24
Coding region: 390-3794 (1134 amino acids)
Biological process (GO): cytokine-mediated signaling pathway; intracellular signal transduction; cell surface receptor signaling pathway via JAK-STAT
Cellular component (GO): cytoskeleton; cytosol; membrane
Molecular function (GO): ATP binding; cytokine receptor binding; non-membrane spanning protein tyrosine kinase activity
Source: RefSeq, a predicted model, not a curated record
AUGCGGAGACAACUGAGGGUGAGCCAGAGCGGUAGUAGGUCAACAGCAAACUCGAGCGUCAUGUCGAGCAAAAAAUAACGAGCCCACGAGUUCAAGUACUCGUAGUGAAGCGUAAAACAUAAAAUAGUUGGGGAGAAGAUGUGAAGGCAUACGGGAUGGCAGUUGACGGGGCAAAUACAGAAGCAGCGGAAAUUUUUGUUGACAGCUAACGCAAGCCGUCGGAGCCUGUGGCUUUUAGCUAGCUACCGCCGCGAGCCCGUCGCGUACCCCGGUGGACUGUGCGCGUCGGUCUACAAAACCGACCGACCCACGUUGAGUAAGGAAAACUCAGAGCAGCCGCGGCGCAUCGGGAGAAGACAGGCAGAGUGGAUGUUUUUUUCAAGCAGCACAUGGCCUGUAUUCUGCUGACAGACAUGGACCCACCCACCUCUGGUCCCACACCACAUCAAAAUGGCCUCUGCCCCCACCUCGACCCAGCUGCAGGGACCGACCCCAAGCAGGAAGCCACGGAUGCCACCUGCCUCACUGUCCACCUUUACAACUUAGGGAAGGAUGGAGGGGGGGGCGGGGCCAAAGGUUCAGAAAGUGUGCUCACGUUUCCACCUGGGGAGUACGUGGCAGAGGAGCUCUGCAUCUGUGCAGCGAAAGCUUGUGGGAUUGCUCCAGUGUACUGCAACUUGUUUGGCCUGAUGAGGGAAAGUGACCGGAUAUGGUUCCCUCCUAAUCACAUCUUUAAACUGCACCAGUCAGCCAGUGAGAACCUGCAUUUUAGAAUCAGGUACUAUUUUCCUGGUUGGUAUAACAACAGCAAUUCAUUCUAUGCUCAUCGCUAUGGUGUGUCCAAGGGGACGGAGAGCCCUGUGAUGGAUGACUGUGUAAUGGCAUACCAGUUUUUUCAGUGGCGCAGUGACUUUCUCAAUGGCUGGGUUCAAAUCCCGGUGAGCCAUGAGUGCCAGGAGGAGUGUCUGGGCAUGGCAGUGCUGGACAUGAUGAGGCUCGCUAAAGAGAGCGGUCAGUCACCUGUGGACAUCUACAAUGACACCAGCUACAAAUCCUUCCUGCCAAGAUGCAUGCAAAGCCGCAUCCAGGAAUAUAACAUCUUGACAAGGAAGAGAAUCCGUUUUCGCUUCAAGAGGUUCAUCCAGCAGUUCAGCGAAUGCAAGGCCACGGUGUGUAACCUCAAGCUCAAAUACCUGAUGAGCCUGGAGAUGCUGCUGCCCUCCCUCUACUCUGAGCGCUUCCAAGUCACCGACCUCUCCGCACGCGAGGUUACCAUUGUCGUCAUGGGCAACAAGGGCAUCCAGUGGUCAAAAGGGGAACUGGAGGAGGGAGCAGAGGAGGAGCUACAGACAUACUGUGACUUCCCAGAGGUGAUUGACAUCAGCAUCAAACAGGCCAAUAAGGAAGGCUCUGCAGAGAGUCGCAUAGUUACCCUCACCAGACAGGACAGCCAGAUCCUGGAACUGGAGUUUCAUUCCCUAUCAGAGGCUCUGUCGUUUGUAUCAUUAGUCGACGGAUAUUACAGGCUGGUUGCAGAUGCCCAUCAUUACCUGUGUAAAGAGGUGGCUCCGCCAAGACUGCUGGAGUGCAUUCAGAGCUACUAUCAUGGCCCUGUGUCGAUGGAGUUUACGAUCGGUAAGCUGCGCCGCUCCGGUAACCAUCAAGGCUUGUACAUCCUUCGCUGCAGCCCAAGGGACUACGACAAAUACUUCAUGUCCUUUGUAGUGGGGUAUGAAACUAUGGUGGACUACAAGCACUGCCAGAUCAUGAAGACAGAGUCGGGAGAGUACAUCCUGAGCGGAGCUAAGAGGAGCUUCGGCUCUCUGAGGGAACUUCUGCACUGCUAUCAAAAGGAGGCGCUGCGCACAGAUGGGUACACGUUUCAGCUCACCAGGUGCUGCCCACCCAGCCCCAAAGAUAAAUCCAACCUGCUGGUGUGCAGAAAUAAUCAAGGGGCAGAGGUCCCUCUGUCCCCCUCCCUCCACAAACACAUCAACCAGAUGGUCUUCCACAAGAUCCAAAAAGAGGAUCUCAUCAUCAAUGAGAGUCUGGGCCAAGGAACCUUCACCAAGAUCUUCUGCGGUGUGAGGAAAGAGUUGGGAGACUAUGGAGAGAUACACCAGAUUGAUGUUGUUAUCAAGAUCCUGGACAAGGCUCACCGCAAUUACUCCGAGUCGUUCUUUGAAGCAGCCAGCAUGAUGAGCCAGCUCUCCCACAAGCACUUACUCCUCAACUACGGUGUGUGUGUCUGUGGCGAUGAGAACAUGAUGGUGCAGGAGUACGGUAAAUUUGGUUCUCUGGACACCUACCUGAAAAAGAAUAAAAGCUGUGUCAACAUCACAUGGAAGCUAGAAGUGGCCAAGCAGCUAGCCUGGGCUAUGCACUACCUGGAGGAUAAGAAUCUCAUUCAUGGAAACGUCUGUGCCAAAAAUGUUCUUCUGAUCAGAGAGGAGGAUCGGAAGACAGGCAGCCUGCCCUUCAUCAAGCUCAGCGACCCUGGUAUCAGCAUCACUGUGCUGCCCAGAGAAGUCCUGGUGGAGCGUAUCCCAUGGGUGCCCCCUGAGUGCAUUGAAAAUCCCCAAAACCUAAGUUUAGCAGCAGACAAGUGGGGCUUUGGGACUACCCUCUGGGAGAUCUGCAGCGGUGGAGACAAACCACUCAGCACUCUGGAUUGCUCCAAGAAGAACUUGUUCUAUGAGGACAGGCACCAGCUGCCAGCUCCCAAAUGGACAGAGCUGGCCAAUCUGAUAAACAGCUGUAUGGACUACGAGCCCUUACACCGCCCAUCCUUCAGAGCGGUUAUCAGAGAUCUCAACAGUCUCUUCACACCAGACUACGAGCUGCUGGUGGAGAGCGACAUGGUGCCCAACAGGACAAGAGGCUUUGGCUUCCCGUGGGCCUCUGAGAGCCAGGAGCCUGCCCAGUUUGAGGAGAGGCACCUCAUCUUUCUCAAGCAGCUGGGCAAAGGCAACUUUGGCAGUGUGGAGAUGUGCAGGUAUGACCCCCUGCAGGACAGCACAGGGGAGGUGGUGGCGGUGAAGAAACUACAACACAGCACGGCUGAGCACCUCAGGGACUUUGAGCGGGAAAUUGAGAUCCUCAGAUCCCUCCAGCAUGAAAACAUCGUCAAAUACAAAGGUGUCUGCUACAGUGCAGGACGAAGGAACCUGCGGCUGAUCAUGGAAUAUCUCCCCUUCGGCAGCUUGAGAGAUUAUCUAAUCAAACACAAGGACCACUUUGAUUCCAUGAAACUGCUGCACUAUGCGUCACAGAUUUGCAAGGGUAUGGACUACCUUGCCACAAAGCGUUACAUCCACAGAGACCUGGCUACUCGAAACAUUUUGGUGGAGAGCGAGAUGAGAGUGAAGAUCGGCGAUUUUGGCCUGACCAAGGUGCUGCCGCAGGAUAAAGAGUACUACACUGUCAGAGAGCCUGGGGAAAGUCCCAUCUUUUGGUAUGCUCCAGAGUCACUGACAGAGAGCAAGUUCUCUGUGGCAUCAGACGUUUGGAGUUUCGGUGUUGUCCUCUACGAACUCUUCACUUACAGUGACAAGAACUGCAGCCCACCAGCGGUGUUUAUGGACAAGAUGGGAAAUGAAAAGCAAGGCCAGAUGAUCGUCUACCACCUGAUAGACCUGCUGAAACAAGGAUACAGGUUGCCUGCCCCUGAUAAUUGUCCAAAGGAGAUUCACAAGAUCAUGACAGAGUGCUGGAGCAGUGACCCGAAACUGCGGCCUACUUUCAAGACAUUAAUCCACAGUGUGGAGACUGUACGAGACAUCAAGGAUGGAUGAGCGUCAUUCAUCCCUGAACCUUUGAACUUUAGGUGUUAACUCCUCAGGGAGACAGUCCUCACAGAUCUUAACAGAACAAUGAAUGUCUCUGCGAUGUCUGGGUUUACUGCAGCAAUCCAGUCACUUGUCUGAAGUAUACUUUUUUUUUUCUUUUGGUGCUCUGCCUGCCUGUCAGCUUAAUUAACAUUUACUCAAAUGAAGAUGCUGGGGUGAUGGCAAUCAUUUUCAUAGCACAGUAUACCGACUUCUUUCUACAGCCGCAUAAAAUGUACCAAUGAUCAGAUUGAUUCCUACACUACAUCUGACUCAGACACCAGAUAUACGAUCAUUUCUGAUGCCUUCAAGAACAUUUCAUCAUGGGAUAAAUUAUUUUCUGUCUUAUUUGUACAUGUUGUGUUUUACCAGUUGAAUUUGACAAUAGUCGUUGACUGCAGAAAAGAGAUACUUAUGUCUUAAGGAGAUACUAUGAAUCAAAGAUUUUCUGUACUUAAAGUAACUUGCAUUGAAUGUUUAAGCCUUAAAAUUAAUACCAGUACCAUAAAUGUAUAAAUCACCAACAAGCAGCAUUUUGUUGAUAUACUGUCCUGAUUUUGUACUUAUUUUGUUUAACCAAAGAGACCAUGGGAUUCUUAACGGACUGUUAAAUGCCAGCACCUGAAACCAACAAUGAACCUUGGAUCAUUUUCACAACACUGAGCCAAAUCCACCUGAACUGAACCUCACUGCACUUCUCAUGGAUGGCUGUACUGUUACAAACGCUGGGGCUGCACAGGUUUCCUCCUGCUGUCGCCCAGAUAAGACUCUUGCUCGAUACUUUUUUAAGACUGAUAAAGGACAGUUGGUAAAUCCAAAGCACCAUCUGUAUUUGUGUCCUAAGAUGACCCACCAUGAAGAUCUCUACACGUGGUCUUCAAGUCAGAUUUGUGCUGUCACAGUGGGGCUUGUGUUUUAUAGACAUUGCACAUUGAGGAUGAUUCUAUGUUUUUCUGGGUGGAUGAAGCCACAGGAAAAACAGCCUUUUUAAAAAAAAGUGGUUUGCUACAAAUACACCAUCUCUUCUACAUAUUAGAUGUCAGACUUAACACAAAUCACUUCUUCUUUGUUUACAUCAUUUAAUGCAAUGUGGAAACAGUGGAAUAUAUCAGGGAGACAGCAGUAACUGCUCAUUACUCUUGUCUUGUCUCUUUGAGAACUGGGUAGACAGUACCCACUAGUGUCAUAUCAUGGACUCAUACAGCAUCAUUCUUAUUUUUGAAGUAUACCAGCUCGGGAAAUGAUGAUAUUGCCUUUGUGUUGUACUUACUAAUGGGAAAAUAUAUAUUUCAUACAUACAGUUAUAUGUUUUCAGCAUUACAAGGCUAUACUAUCUGCCUGUAGAUACCUAAUGUAAAGAGUGCACAUUGAAAGUAAUGAAGGAAGGUGCUUUUACAUUCUGCUCGUUGUUACGUGGCCCUAUUUAAAACGUAUUGACUCUUGGUCAUGUCAUUCUUUUCCCCUUUAAAGAUGUCAAAAAGCUUGUGCGUUAGAAUAUGUGUUAUGACAUGCAUUAACAUUGCCAUCCAAAAAAGGUCACAAGGGGGAUUUUUCUCUCUGUUUUUUUCAAUGUUUAAAACUUUACAUGCCAAAUGAUAUUGACUGCAGUGUGUGAUUUGUGUUGAGACUGGUGAGAGGAGAUUCAAAGUUGUGGAACUGCAUCUUUGUUUUUGAUUUUCAAACUUUAAAAAAAAAGAAGAUAUAACAAAUCACUCUCUUUUAUACCAUAAAAGGUAAGCAAUACACACACAUACACACAAAAUGUCAAAGGAUGUCUCACAUCACUAAGAAUGAGUCAUGAUAAAGAGCAACUUUCUCACUUGCACACAUAAACUGUGCCUGUGAGCUCCCACACCCAAAACCUCUGGGCACUAUUUAUACUGAUGAUAUAGCUGUCCUGAAUAUUUCUGUCAUGUCAAGUCUGUUGUGAAUGAUACUUUUUUUAUCUGUGUUGACUAACAGGCUAUGUCUUUGUUUUAUUCUUUUUUUUUUUUGCAUUAAUAUUUUUUUACUCAUACAGCUUUUAUUGUGAUAUAUGUGUUUUGCUGUGUUACAUCACAUAUAAACUGAUGGUUAUUCUUCCAUUCAUUUAUUUCUAUUUGAGUUUGUUGCUGAAUUAAGUUAAGCCUGGUUUUGUCAUCUGUUGGCAACACGCAGCUACUUUUAAUACAUUUAUGUAUAUAUACAUGUAAAUAUUGAGAUGGAUAUGUUGUAUUUUCCUGGUAUGUAUAUACUUGUAUUAACAAAACUUACUGCAGUA